Messenger RNA from Caenorhabditis sp. 36 PRJEB53466, 931 nucleotides. The record is from the annotation of a GenBank genome assembly. NCBI's taxonomy places the organism in Eukaryota, Metazoa, Nematoda, Chromadorea, Rhabditida, Rhabditidae.
AUGGCACUUCGAAGCCGAGGAUCAUCAUACGAGGUAUGAAUUUUAUAUCAAUUGAAAAUAAAAUAUUUGUUGCAUUCCAGUGGCGAUGCCGUGUAUCAAAAUCGAUAGAUUGCUCCAGCAAAACCAUCAAAGCAGGAAGUUUCUUCCAACAUACUAAGCUCACUUUGACUCAAGCUCUCAAAGUGUUGAUCAUGUGGAUCCAAAAGUACAGCUCGGGACAAAUUAGUGCUGAAGUUGGAAUUUCCAAACAAACCGUAUGCGAUUGGAGAAAUUUUCUAAGAGAGCUCUGUGUGCAAAUCGAAAAGAAAUAUUUGCUAUUUGUUUAAUUGGAUAAUUCUGCUAAAAAGGCUUAGAAAAUUAAAAACCCUGGGACUAAUAUUGAAUGGUGGGGGACCUCUUUUUUAAGAAUACCAGGUUCUUAAAAAACAGUCCCCCACUUUGUACUGGUGGGGGGUGAUUUUUGAACAGAGACGUUCAAUUAAAGCCCCCCGGCGUCAGGUAGAAGCCCCCACCUAUUUAGUGCUGGGUGGGGGGCUCUUCUAAGGUUGUUUACAACGUGGGGGGCUCUGUUGAGGUGGGGGGUUUCUUGAAUUAUCCCAAAUAAUCAACUGGAAAGUUGUUGCAAAUUUUGUGUUGAACAACUUUGUAGUUGAUCAUUUUAUACCGAAACACUUCAUUCUCAUUUUAUACUUCUGUUUUUAACCGCCAUUCACAAAAAAUACAAAUGUACGGCCAAAAUGUUGGUUUUCAGAGGGUUUUUUUUGAGCACGCUUUCCGUGACAUUUUCACGUAUGAAGUCACCCAGUCGUGGAAUUUCUCGUGGUUCUCUCCAUUGCUUGUGAUGUCCUUCGACAUAAAAACCGUCCUCUCCCUUCUUCUACUGCAAUUCAAGGAUACCGCCGCAACAUACCGCCGCAUAAAACAAGCUUGA